UCCAUGGUAACAAAGCAGCUAUUUCGGUUGCGGACGGUACAGGGAAGCGAAAUGGAAAAAGGGAUAACGGAGGCUGACGGAGUUUCUGAAGUUUCUCAGAUUUCCUUGGUGUUCCCAAAUGGAGACACUUACGAUGGCGAAUGCAGAAGAUCAGCAGAAGGAGCACUGGAGAGGAGUGGAAUGGGAGUAAACCGAAGUCCACAUGGUGUGACCUAUACCGGUUCAUGGAAACAUGACAGGAUGCAUGGGCUCGGAAAGCUCGAGCAUCCUUCAGGAGCAAUAUAUGAAGGAGAAUUCAUUGACAACAAGUUUCACGGAAGAGGUACUUACACAUUUCCCAAUGGUGCUCAGUAUAUUGGAAAUUUUACAGAGGACAAGAUGAUAGGAGAAGGUGAAUAUGUGGAUGCCAAUGGGCUGCAAUGGAAAGGAUCAUUUCAUUAUAAAGCAGCACCCGGACUGAAGUUAAGGUUGAAAAUGUAAAUGAUGCCAGAUUUACAGCUAAUGGGACGACUACACACCUGCUCUGCUAUGCGGCUCUGCCUCGAUCAUAUCACUUUCAAAGGUUUUCAAAAAUCAGAUAAUCUCCUGUAGGCCAGGAAAUAAAGCAAGACUUCUAAUCUCAAAUGUCCAUAAUGUGCUUGCAAUAUGUCCUGAGAUCUUUAUAAGGCCUCGUGUGCUGGCCGUGCCUUGGUCCGCAAUUUGACUGCAGAUCGCGACCCCAAUCACUUGAAUGGGGUCUGCGAUCCGUCCGUUCCGCAAAAAGAUAGGACAAGAUCUAUCUUUUUGCGGAACGGAUUCCGUUCCGCACCGCAUCUCCGGAUUUGCGGACAUAUACAAGUGAAUGCGGAAUGCACACGGCCGGUGUCCCGUGUAUUGCAGACCCGUCAUAUGCGGGCCGCAAUAUGGCCACGGGGGACAUACGGUAGUGUGCAAGAGGCCUGAUGCUUAAGAUUGCAAGGUGAUAAAAUGUGCCUAUGAUUGUUUUUAUCAAUGCAUUUUGUAUUAAUAAGCACAUCCAAUUAAACUUAUUCUGUUCAUGAUAUAUUGAUCAUUUGCUUAUCACUUACUACAUCAUUCCUUCCUUUGUGAUAUACAGGAAUACAAAUGUAUAGGAGUACCCAGGUAAAGAGCGUGAUGAUUGGGUACAGUAAACCCCAGGGGAAUUAGCCCAAUUUCAUUAUUAGAAUAUUCGUUAUUAAAUUGGCUGUCAGGCCAUUUAAGGCUCUGUGUUGUAUAAGAUAAUAAAAUAGGUUGCACCUAACUUUCCCUGAUCUGUUCCUUGGUGUGUAUUUUCAGGUGUCCUCCUUAUGCAGCUAUUUCUACCUGUGAGCUCUGG
This is a messenger RNA of Bufo gargarizans (Asiatic toad), 1336 nucleotides long. RefSeq names its product MORN repeat containing 2 (gene MORN2). The record is from RefSeq and is a predicted model, not a curated record. Lineage: Eukaryota; Metazoa; Chordata; Amphibia; Anura; Bufonidae. The transcript is spliced from 5 exons. The coding region runs from base 4 to 480 and encodes 158 amino acids.